Gekko japonicus is the source of this 1691-nucleotide messenger RNA. RefSeq names its product H-2 class II histocompatibility antigen, E-S beta chain-like. The transcript has 6 exons. Gene Ontology annotation, biological process: peptide antigen assembly with MHC class II protein complex; positive regulation of T cell activation; immunoglobulin production involved in immunoglobulin-mediated immune response. NCBI's taxonomy places the organism in Eukaryota, Metazoa, Chordata, Lepidosauria, Squamata, Gekkonidae. Gene Ontology annotation, molecular function: MHC class II protein complex binding. Gene Ontology annotation, cellular component: MHC class II protein complex; membrane. The record is from RefSeq and is a predicted model, not a curated record. The coding region runs from base 5 to 808 and encodes 267 amino acids.
GCCCAUGGGGCCCGGCCUGAUCCUCCUGGAGACGCUGCUGCUGGGACCACCCCUGGUCGUCUAUGGAACAGAGAGGAGACUCCGGACCCCUCCCGCCGCCCACUGCCUGUUCCAGGUGAAGUCCGAGUGCCGCUUCGCCGACGGGACUCGCGGGGAGGUCCGCUUCCUGGACAGGCACAUCUACGACCGGCAGGAGUUCCUGCGCUUCGACAGCCGCCGCGGAGACUACGAGGCCCUCACCGAGCUGGGCCAGCCCACAGCCCGAUACUUCAACAGCAAGAAGGGGUGGAUGGACUACGAGCGGGGCCAGGUGGACGCCCUCUGCCGCCUCAACUACGGGGUCUUCGUCCGGGGGCGCGCCAUCGGCAGGACAGUUGUGCCCACAGUGACGAUCUCCCCCUCCAAGGGGGACCCCCUGGCCCACCACACCCUCCUGAUCUGCACUGCGGCCGGCUACUAUCCCCAGGGGGUGAAGAUCAAGUGGCUGAGGAACGGGCAGGAGCAGACGGCAGGGGUGGGCUACGCGGAGGAGCUCCAGAACGCGGACUGGACCUACCAGUACCAGGCGAUGCUGGAGACGGUGCCCCAGUGGGGAGACCUCUACGCCUGCCAGGUGGAGCACAGCAGCCGGAAGGAGCCCAUCACCGUGCAGUGGGAGCCACAGACGUCGGACUCCGCCAGGAGCAAAGUGUGGACGGGGGCCGUGGGGGCCGUUCUGGGGCUGGUCUUUGUGGCCGUGGGACUUUAUCUGUACCUGAAGAGCAAGAAAGGAACUUCGGGGCCGCCCCCCGCAGCGCUCAUCGGUUAACCCUUCCCGCCCCAGGACCCUCCCUGUGGAAACGCCCUUCCUGUCGCUAAGGGCCGCUUGCCAGGGGGUGAAGAUGGAUGGAGGAUGGAUGGACUUUUUGCGCCCAGCACGGCUCCCCCCUUACCCUGCAGCUGGCUUCUUCUGUCUUUCCCUUCUGUUGUUUUGGGAGAGGGGACUCAUCAUUCUGCUAUGUCCGGAGGAGAACGGGACUCCCUUCCUCCAGAACUGCACCCCCAAAGGUUGCCACCUCCAGGUUGGGAGAUUCCUGGAUACUUCGGGGUGGAGCCUGAGGAAGGGGAGGGACCACAGAGGGGUACGAUGCCUUGGAUCCCCCUCCCAAAGCAGCCGUUUCCUCCUCCAGGGGAACAGAGCUCUGUCCUCUAGAGGUCUCCAGGCACCCCCUGGAGGUUGGCAACCAUCACCAGCUACAGAAAGGGGGCGAGAUGCUUUGCCCCACUUUGCAGGAACAGGCAGGGAGACUGAGUGGCCACCGUCAGCCCUUCUCCUCCGGCAAGGGGGUCUUUGGUGUUCAGAGUUGGAAUUUGCAGCUCAAACCGGCUUUUGAUCUUGUUGCCCGGCUGUUCCUGCAAGAUUCCCGCCCUCCUCUCUCUCUGGACUCAGCUGGAAGCUCCAGGUGCAGUGGGGGGGGGGCGUUCGUGAGCAGGGGCUGAGAACGGGUGUUGAAACUGGACCACUGCUUUAUAAAUCUGUACUUUCCAGAAUCCGUAUUGCUCACUAACCUGUCUUCGCUGCGGCUGGAGGAACCGUCUAAUAAAAACAGAAUGAACCCUUCUUUGGAGAUGCGUCUGUGGCUCUGAGCUAAGCGGGCUUCGCCUUGGAAACAGGCAGGGAGAGGAGAGGACUUGGGGGCCUCCUCUGUGGG